AUGGCGAGCAGCAGCGGCUCCAAGGCCGAAUUCAUUGUGGGAGGGAAAUAUAAACUGGUACGGAAGAUCGGGUCUGGCUCCUUCGGGGACAUUUAUUUGGCGAUCAACAUCACCAACGGCGAGGAGGUGGCAGUGAAGCUAGAAUCCCAGAAGGCCAGGCAUCCCCAGUUGCUGUACGAGAGCAAACUCUUUAUAAGAUUCUUCAAGGGCCCCUCUACCCCUCCGGAGCAGCCGUUCUCCGCCUUGGUCAUCCUCUAG
Molecule: messenger RNA, 258 nt
Organism: Rangifer tarandus platyrhynchus (Svalbard reindeer)
Lineage: Eukaryota; Metazoa; Chordata; Mammalia; Artiodactyla; Cervidae
Source: the annotation of a GenBank genome assembly